CAGUGUGUCAGCCGGCGUCGCAGAGGGCGGGUGUGCGGAAUUAAUCUGCGUGGUUUUUAGGUUUGUCUGCGGCACAGAGUGACCGCACUGGAUAUCAAUAACCUGGAGCAGACGACGGGACGAAAUUCCUGUGUCAGACGACGCUGUGCCCGAUCAAGAACGAGGAUGGGGAUACGUGUAUGUUCAUCGUCAACUUCCAGGACCUUACAGUCAAGCCUGAGGAGGACGAGGACGAAGAUUCUUCCCUCGGCGACAACACCAUCCAGUCCAGAUUCAACCGGGCACGGGCAUCGUUCCGUCAGUCUUUCCGCAUGGGGACACUCCGACGGGGGAAGUCACCAGCCUCCGGCCCGUCCAGAUCCCCCGCGACGCGCAUGGAACCUAUCAUUGACGAGCCCGCCGACGAGCCGCCGGAGGAGCAGGAGGAUGACGCCACCGCCAGCAGAAAGCUUGAUGACAGCGACCAGCGAGACCCAUUGCUGGGCUCCACCAUCCCCGCCGCCGCCGCCGCCGCCGCCGCCGACACCGCCGCUGCAGGUACCACUGCUCCUCGACCCGCCAGCAGGGCCGCCUCCGGAGCACCCGUGCGCACCUCUGCUGGCGCCACGCUUGCUGUGCCUGCUGUUGCUCUUGAGUCGCCGCCUAUUACUGCUGCUUCUGGUGAUGCUGCCGCUACGCUGGUCGUCUCUACUGCUACUGAUAGAAAGCGCACAUUCGACGCCCUCCACGUGACUCGACCUUCCCUCCAGGCCUUCCUAGACGACCGCAAGACGUCGCUGCCCAUCUGGAAGAGGAAGGACUCUGCCAACUCCCGCAAGGACUCCGUCGCCACAACCACCUCCAAGGA
This is a messenger RNA of Procambarus clarkii (red swamp crayfish), 847 nucleotides long. The record is from RefSeq and is a predicted model, not a curated record. NCBI's taxonomy places the organism in Eukaryota, Metazoa, Arthropoda, Malacostraca, Decapoda, Cambaridae.